Molecule: messenger RNA, 1623 nt
Organism: Lasiosphaeria miniovina
Lineage: Eukaryota; Fungi; Ascomycota; Sordariomycetes; Sordariales; Lasiosphaeriaceae
Product: chaperonin Cpn60/TCP-1 family
Exons: 6
Coding region: 1-1623 (540 amino acids)
Biological process (GO): protein folding
Cellular component (GO): chaperonin-containing T-complex
Molecular function (GO): ATP binding; ATP-dependent protein folding chaperone; ATP hydrolysis activity
Source: RefSeq, a predicted model, not a curated record
AUGCAGGCACCUGUCGUGGUGAUGAACACCAAUAGCGGUGAGAGGCAGACUGGGCGCAAAGCCCAGAUGUCCAACAUCGCCGCCGCCAAGACCGUCGCCGACAUCAUCCGGUCGUGCCUCGGCCCCAAGGCUAUGCUCAAGAUGCUCCUCGACCCCAUGGGCGGCAUCGUGCUGACCAACGACGGCCACGCCAUCCUCCGCGAGAUCGAGGUGUCGCACCCGGCCGCCAAGAGCAUGAUCGAGCUCAGCCGGACCCAAGACGAGGAGGUCGGCGACGGCACCACAACCGUCAUCAUCCUGGCCGGCGAGAUCCUGGCGCAGGCGCUCCCGCAGCUGGAGCGCAACAUCCACCCCGUCGUCAUCAUCCAGGCCUUCAAGCGGGCGCUCAAGGACGCGCUGCAGAUUGUCGACGACAUCUCCAUGCCCAUCGACAUCAACGACGACAAGGCCAUGCACGGGCUCAUCUCGUCGUCGAUCGGCACCAAGUUCGUGUCGCGGUGGUCGGAGCUCAUGUGCAGCCUAGCGCUCAAGGCGGUGCGCACCGUGGCGUGGGAGGUGGGCAACGGCAAGCGCGAGGUCGACAUCAAGCGGUACGCGCGCGUAGAGAAGGUCCCCGGCGGCGAGAUCGAGGACAGCCGCGUGCUGGACGGCGUCAUGCUCAACAAGGACAUCACGCACCCCAAGAUGCGCCGCAAGAUUGAGAACCCGCGCAUCAUCCUGCUUGACUGCACGCUCGAGUACAAGAAGGGCGAGUCGCAGACAAACAUUGAGAUCUCCAAGGAGGAGGACUGGAACCGCAUCCUGCAGAUCGAGGAGGAGCAGGUCAAGACCAUGUGCGAACACAUCCUGGCGCUCAACCCAGACCUAGUCAUUACAGAAAAGGGCGUCUCUGAUCUCGCACAACACUACCUCAUGAAGGGCAACGUGACGGCGCUGCGGCGCGUUCGCAAGACGGACAACAACCGGAUAUCGAGAGCCACGGGGGCCACCAUCGUGAACCGAGUAGAGGACCUGCAAGAGUCGGACGUGGGCACGCAGUGCGGCCUGUUCGAGAUUGAGAAGAUUGGCGACGAGUACUUCACCUUCCUCACAAAGUGCAAGUCACCAAAGGCGUGCACGAUCCUGCUCCGGGGGCCGUCCAAGGACGUGCUCAACGAGGUCGAGCGCAACCUGCAGGACGCCAUGGGCGUGGCCCGCAACGUCAUGUUUCACCCCAGGUUGUCGCCUGGCGGUGGCGCCACCGAGAUGGCCGUCUCGGUGCGGCUAGCCCAGAUGGCCAAGUCCAUCGAGGGCGUGCAGCAGUGGCCGUACAAGGCUGUGGCCGAGGCCCUCGAGGUCAUCCCGCGCACCCUCAUCCAGAACGCCGGCAAGAGCCCCGUCCGCGUGCUGACCGACCUACGCGCCAAGCACGCCGAGGGCAAGAGCUCGUGGGGCAUCAACGGCGACACGGGCGUGCUCGUCGACAUGAAGGAGUACGGCGUGUGGGAGCCCGAGGCCAUCAAGGUGCAGAGCAUGAAGACUGCGAUCGAGGCUGCCUGUCUCUUAUUGAGAGUGGACGAUAUCUGCAGCGCCAGAAAGGCCCAACCGGGCGUUGGCACCGGCGCUGCCGGAGGAGAUGAUUAG